Molecule: messenger RNA, 678 nt
Organism: Cadophora gregata
Lineage: Eukaryota; Fungi; Ascomycota; Leotiomycetes; Helotiales; Ploettnerulaceae
Exons: 1
Coding region: 1-678 (225 amino acids)
Source: RefSeq, a predicted model, not a curated record
AUGUCUAAGGGUUCCCGCACGAACAUAAAGCUUGCUCCAAUUAGCGACAAAACAUCCAACUCAAAAUCUCGUCAGAACAUCGUGCUGGAAACUACAGUGCUAGAUGCUUUUCGGCCGCAUCGGCCGUCAGUCGCUCAGCCGAUCCCUCUUACGUGGAGGGCAGUCAAUCAAAAGCAGCCUCGAACACUCCGUCAGCCUCGACCGAAGCUGGCUAGAAGUAGUGGCAAGGAGAUGGAAUUUGCCACUCCAACAGCUCGGACUCUCCACGAGCAUGUCAAAUCCCCAAUACCUCAGCCAGGGCCGGCCACUAAGAGCAGAAUAAUGUUGGAUCUCACUACGCCAAGUCCUCCGCCAUCGACCAAGAACACGUCCCCACACUGCCCGCCAACACCACGACCUGCUACGAGACAAACUCUAGCUAUGGCUCAUCUGAGAUCGAUAACACCAGAAGAAGUUAGGUUCAUCCUCCGAAGGGAAGCUGCAUCCUCGCCGGAGCGAUGGACUAUUCCAAAGGCUAGAGGUACUAGGGCUACCAAGGUCACCAAGGUAACUGCACCUACUCGUGAGCUUCGCCCUCGAAAUAGAAAGGGUAAGGCAGUCACCAUGGCCACCAACUUUAGAUUCACUCGGAAUUUGGUUGGAAAGGGUACUCAAGAUUCUCCGUUGGUCAUUGACUGA